AUGUGUCUGGAAAAGAUUGAGACUAGGGACCAAGAUGAAGACCGAGUCAUAUUAGUGAGCGUGUUUGAUGACUUCGAUUCAAGAGGACUUUAUCCGACGCGAAGGCCAGUGCUACCCCCUACACCUUCACCAUUACGGUACCCGCUACCGAGACCGUUACCUGCUAAUAUAUUCUUCUACAGAGACUCGCAAGAAAAUGAUGUGCGAGUACAACCUGAUCGUCAGUUCUCCAGGCCAGAACCUCAUAUGCGGGUACAACCCGAUCGCCAUUUCUUGAGGCAAGGGCCUAAUAUGCAAUUCCAGCCCGGUCGUCAGUUCUUUAGGCAAGGACCAGAUAUGCAGUUCCAGCCCGAUCGUCAGUUCUUUAGGCAGGGACCUGAUAUGCAAGCCCAACCCGAUCGUCAGUUCUUCAGGCAGGGGCCUGAUAUGCAAGCCCAACCCGAUCGUCAGUUCUUCAGGCAGGGACCUGAUCUGCAAUUCCGGCCCGAUCGUCAGUUCUUGAGGCAGGGGCCUGAUAUGCAAUUCCAGCCCGAUCGUCAGUUCUUCAGGCAGGGACCUGAUCGGCAAGCCCAACCCGAUCGACAGUUCUUCAGGCAAGAAUCCGACAUGCAAGUGCAACCCGAUCGUCGGUUUAUGAAGACGGGGCGACGUCGUUUUCGCCCCCGACCCUAA
Haemonchus placei is the source of this 672-nucleotide messenger RNA. The record is from the annotation of a GenBank genome assembly. NCBI's taxonomy places the organism in Eukaryota, Metazoa, Nematoda, Chromadorea, Rhabditida, Trichostrongylidae.